AUGCUCGUCCACAUGAGCGUCCUCCACAAGACCAAGUCCUUCACCAAGAUCGUCACCAAGCGGAUCGCCAUGCCCACCAUGGGCGUGAUGGCCAUCCCCAAGACCAAGGUCCUCAAGAUCAACCUCGGCGAGAUCUCCGUCGCCACCCUCGCCAUGACCAACGUGGACGAGGAGAGCUACACCAUGAUCAAGAUGAGAGACCCAACAUUGAGCAUCGUCGUUCUCAUUCUCAGAGUCCGGCCUCCCGUUCUGGAUGGCGCUGCCAAGAUCUCUACGCAUAUGGUUUUUCUAGACAAGACCGGCUCACCUGCUCGUUCGAUGAGGAUGACCAUGCUUUCUGCCCCUGGCUUGCUGAUAGCAAACAGAGACGAUGUUAUUGCGAACUGUGUGGUGGACAACUACUUCGUGGUGAUGUGCUUCGUGGACAUUGACUGGACAACUGCAUCGUCGGAGGAGGAGCUCCCGGAUUUAGGUCAUGAUCUGGCCAUUAUGUGGGAUAAACAAGAACACACUGAUGUUUCCUUCAACGUCGGCGGGGAGUGCUUUUAUGCGCAUCGCCUGGUGCUUGCGGCCCGAUCGCCGGUUUUUAAAGCAGAGCUCUAUGGCCCGAUGGCUGAAAGCAAGAUGGCAUCUAUAACCAUUCACGAUAUGGAGGCCUCAACCUUCAGAUCUAUGCUCCAUUACAUGUACCAUGGUUCAUUGCCUAAUAAUGAUGGCAAGACUGAUUCUUUUACUCUGGACCAGCAUCUGCUUGUAGUUGCUGAUAGGUACGGGUUGGAGAUGCUUAAAAAGAUUUGUGAGGACAACCUAUGUGCCAAUGGUAUCAAGCUAGGCAGUGUAGUUUCAUUGUUGGAGCUGGCGGAGGACCAUUCCUGCUCCAAACUCAAAGCUAGGUGCUUCGAUUUCCUCGCGGGUGGCGAUAAUUUCAAGGUGGUUGCGACAUCUGGUGAGUACCUCCAUUUGAUGCAAACCUAUCCGAAUCUCCUGGUCGAAGCACGCGAUAGGUUCAAGAUACCACAUGAAAAGCCGACCAUCAUGGAAUCUGGUUCUCACAAGAAAGCCAGAUUGUGUUAG
Lolium rigidum is the source of this 1074-nucleotide messenger RNA. RefSeq names its product BTB/POZ and MATH domain-containing protein 3-like. The record is from RefSeq and is a predicted model, not a curated record. Gene Ontology annotation, biological process: protein ubiquitination. NCBI's taxonomy places the organism in Eukaryota, Viridiplantae, Streptophyta, Magnoliopsida, Poales, Poaceae. The coding region runs from base 1 to 1074 and encodes 357 amino acids. The transcript has 5 exons. Gene Ontology annotation, molecular function: protein binding.